AUGGUGCAAUUUGAAUCAUUGGCUAAUGAACUUCUACUUGAUUUAUUUGAAUUCUUAGAUACUACUUAUCUUAUUCGUGCAUUUUUUGGACUUAAUUCUCGUUUCGAUCAUCUUCUUUAUAUUCAUUUUCAAACUAAUCAAUUUAGUUUUCAAUCAAUAUCAAAAGAAGAUUUUCAUAUUAUUUGUCAACAACAUCUUCCAUUACUUAUUGAUAAAAUUAUUUCACUUCGUCUUUCAAAUGAAGAAACACCUAAUUUAUCUGAACUUAUUCUAUUACAAGGUUUUACUCUUAAUCAAUUUAUUCAUUUACAAACACUUUCAUUGCAUUACAUUAAAUCUCUUGACACAUUAGUCAAAAUAACAUUUCAAUGUCGAUAUCUUUUUCAUCUUACUCAUCUUGAAAUAAUCAAUAAUGAAUACGGUGAAAGAUACAUACGCAUCUUCAACUUAUUUGAUAAUAUAUGGAAUAUACCAAAUCUUACACAUUGUAAUUUAAAUGGUAUUCAAAAAGAGUUAACUGUACCACCUCGUAUUACAUCAAUUGCACCGUACAUCAAAUAUCUUUCUAUUAAGAAUAUUAAAUGCAACUUACAAUUUCUGUCUGGUUUAUUUGAAUAUACUCCAAAUCUUCAAUAUCUUUGUUCAACUAUUAGAUCUUAUUCUGUAAGUGAACAUCUCGAAUAUUCAAUUCCUUCUAUGAUUUCAUUAGAAAUUUCUUUUGAAAUUUUUCUGGAUUCAAUAAAGAAUAUUUUAGAAAAAAUGCCUAAUUUAUAUUAUUUAACAAUUGAAAUAUCAAAUAUGUAUUUAGAUGGAAAUGAAUGGGAACAUAUUAUAAUUAAUUAUUUACCUAAAAUCAAAAUAUUUCGAUUAAAAAUAAGUAUUGAAUUUUCUCUUCAUAUAGACAAAGAAGAACAAAUUGAUCAAAUACUCAAUACAUUUCGAAGUACAUUUUGGCUUAAAAAACAUCAAUGGUUUGUUCGAUGUGAUUGGAAUCCAUAUGAUCCUACAAAAUUAAUAACACUUUACACGUUACCUUAUGCUUUCAAUACUAUGUAUUAUUCAAAUGAGUAUUGCUCUAAAUCUACUUGUCUUAAUGAAGAUGAAUAUCGAUCGUAUGAUCAUGUUCGAUCUGUCUAUCAAAAUAAAAUAAAUAACAUAAAUUCAUUUGAUAGUCAGAAUUUUUUCAAUACUCGUUUUUCUUACAUUCGACAUCUAAGUAUUAAUAUACCUUUUGAUAGAAAUUUUUUUCAUUGUUUUCAAUCAUUAAAUAUUUUAAUAUCACUCGAAGUAUUCAUCUCUACAAAUUCUGAUUAUUAUCAAUUACAAGAAUUACUUAAUCAAACACUUAAUCUCUAUUCAUUGAAACUUAUAUCUGAUCAAACAUUAAAUCAUGCAUUAUUUCGUUUAAUAAGUAAAACAAUUUAUCGACUUGAUCUCACAAAAUCUUCUUUAAAUGGUUUAGAUUAUUUUAAUGAUGAAGAUUGUAACAAAUUAAUUGAUUCACCUCUUGGACUUCAAUGUGAAGUUCUUUUUAUUCGUAUUAACAAUCGAAUUAAUGUUCUUCAUUUCAUUAAAAAAAUGUCAAAUCUUCGAUUGUUAAUAUUUAAAUGUAAAGGUGAUCAUCAAAAUUUUUUACUUGAAAAUGAUGAACUUGUAAAAUGGUUGCAAAAUCAUUUUUUAUCAAUACAUUCAAUCAUUAGAGAUCGAAGUGAUCCAUCGUAUAUUCAAGUUUGGAUAAAUCGACAAAAAGAAAUUUCAAACAGUGAUAUCAAAAUAUCGAAAGACCGGUAUAAAAUUUUUCGUUUAUUAAAAUCAAAUAUUCCAGUCGUUUUCUCAAAGUCUUCAGUUUCUAAGCAAAAUACUUAA
This is a messenger RNA of Rotaria sp. Silwood1, 1866 nucleotides long. Lineage: Eukaryota; Metazoa; Rotifera; Eurotatoria; Philodinida; Philodinidae. The record is from the annotation of a GenBank genome assembly.